CAAGGGAGGAACCUUUAUCCGAGGAGAACAAAAGUCUCGGGUUCUCCGUGAUUUGCCAUUGGAGGAUGUGCAGACUAUAUAUAUACACACACAUCAAGUCACGUAUGUUUUUCAUAGAGUUGCAGUCAAGAUGAGGCUGCUGUUGGUUCUUCUCUUCUCAGCGUUGGGCUGUGGUCUCGCAGGAGGACAGCUUGUGUCCAAAUGUGACCUAAUGAAGGCGUUUCAGGUUCUGGCGGAGGAUGAAAAGCAGCACGGACUGACUAUGGACUUAGUGGCUAAGAUUGUGUGCCACGCGGAGCUGGCAUCGGGCUUUAACACCAGCGCGGUGACUGAGUUGACCCCCAGGGGCGAACAUCACAGUCGGGGCAAGAGGCAAGUACCGUCUGGGGACCUUCCAACACCCGCUGACCGUCCAUCACGAGCCACCAAACCCCCACCGGCCACCAAGCCUCCACCUGCCACCAGACCACCACCAGCCACCAAGCCUCGACCCACCACCGGACAGCCACUAGGCACCAAACCUCCACAAGCCAACAGUCCUCCACCAGCCACCAAGCCUCCACCAGCCACAAACCUUCCACACGUGGUGAGCAAUCCCAUUACAAAAGGCCGGGUGCGACGGGGCGCCCGCCGUCAACCGCCUCCUGAACUGGAAAAUGUUGAGGACCUUCCAAUCAAACCUCCAACGGCCACCAAGCCUCGACCGACCACCAAGCCCCAACCGAACACACCACACUCCAGCCGGGAGCGACGGCUCGCCCGCCCUCCACACGUGGUAAGCAACGAGACAGAGGACGAGUCGGUCUGGACUCUCUACGGUCUUUUCCAGCUCAGCAAUCACCUGAUCUGCAGCGACGGCACGACUCCGUCACCCAACAUCUGUGAGGUGGACUGCAAAGACCUUGUUGACGGAGACAUACAGGACAACAUCAGCUGUGUGUUGAAGGUCAUCAGCCAACUUCUUGAAAAUGGUUUUGGGGUGGCCAACCGCGACGAGUUAAUAAGAAUGAUCAGGCUCAUCUUCCAGCCGGAGUGCAGCAGGAAGACGGCCUCCGACUACUUCGCUGAGUGUCUGUAGUGUCUUUACUCACUGGAAGGAUGAACCUGUAUGAGUGGGAUGUAUGAUAUAUAAAGUCAAGCAUGUUGCACUUGUGUUUUUGUGUCUAUGAUCUAAAAAAUAAAAAGCAUUGUGGGAAAAAAGUGACACAGUGUGGACAGAUGGAGGAAUUUCCUCCAAAAUAGGCCCAUUGAUAAUGAUUAAAAUCCUUUAAAAUGGACUAUUAACUAUACUUUUAAAAUGAAACAAAUUACUAGUUUUACUAUUACUUGCUAUAUAUGUAAAGAAGACUCACAUAUGUAG
Messenger RNA from Etheostoma cragini (Arkansas darter), 1360 nucleotides. Its product is annotated as actin cytoskeleton-regulatory complex protein PAN1-like. The coding region runs from base 131 to 1078 and encodes 315 amino acids. The record is from RefSeq and is a predicted model, not a curated record. The transcript has 6 exons. NCBI's taxonomy places the organism in Eukaryota, Metazoa, Chordata, Actinopteri, Perciformes, Percidae.